AUGGAUGAGAACAGGAAGUACGGAAAGAAAGAGGAGCAGAGCAAUCCCCACAUACGAGGAGAAAUGGAUUAUAACAUCCCACCAUAUGGAAUUAAUGAGAAUAUUCCUGAAGGCUUUUCUUAUCCACACUGGAUACCUCAGAACAUGAAUUAUGGAUUCGACCAACAAUACAACUACUAUAGUCACUCAGUGCCUCAAUUUCAUAAUAAUGGGAUGAUUCCUCAGGGAUUUGCACAGGACCAAGCGCAUCCGAUUAUGUUUGAAAAACCUCGGGGAAAAAGCCAUGGGAAAAAGAAGAUAAAGCUUGAAUAUAUAUCUGGAAAGAACAAAAGAAGCGUUUGCUUCAGCAAAAGAAAAAGGGGUAUAAUGAAAAAGGCGUAUGAACUAAACAUCCUCACUGGAACUGAAAUUCUUCUGCUUGUUGCCAGUGAAAGCGGCCAUGUGUUCACCUUUGCAACGGAAAAGCUAAAGCCCAUUAUAGCUGAGCAUGAGGACAUUAUACAGAAUUGUCUAAAUAGACCUGAGGGGACACCCUAUAAGCCCAACCUUCUCAAAGAGAGUGGAAAACAGAGCACCGAAAAUAAGGGAUAUGAUCAGGCCGAAGUGUACGACGAGUCCACGGAGAGUGGGCACUAA
Molecule: messenger RNA, 636 nt
Organism: Encephalitozoon cuniculi GB-M1
Lineage: Eukaryota; Fungi; Microsporidia; Unikaryonidae
Product: MADS domain-containing protein
Exons: 1
Coding region: 1-636 (211 amino acids)
Biological process (GO): positive regulation of transcription by RNA polymerase II
Molecular function (GO): RNA polymerase II cis-regulatory region sequence-specific DNA binding; DNA-binding transcription factor activity, RNA polymerase II-specific; protein dimerization activity
Source: RefSeq, marked provisional